Messenger RNA from Metopolophium dirhodum (rose-grain aphid), 1676 nucleotides. RefSeq names its product RING finger and transmembrane domain-containing protein 2-like. NCBI's taxonomy places the organism in Eukaryota, Metazoa, Arthropoda, Insecta, Hemiptera, Aphididae. Gene Ontology annotation, biological process: positive regulation of ERAD pathway. The record is from RefSeq and is a predicted model, not a curated record. Gene Ontology annotation, molecular function: ubiquitin protein ligase activity. The coding region runs from base 39 to 1364 and encodes 441 amino acids. The transcript is spliced from 7 exons.
GCUUGUGUAGAGCGGCAGUGCCAGUUGCUAGUCGUCGUAUGAGCCUUGCGGCUAAUCUUAUGAUGCAAAUAGGACUUAGAGUAGCUGACGGUUCAGCCAUGUUUCGAAGCAACGUGCACAACGUAGUUGAAGAACUACGACCAAUAAUUACAGUGGCACGCGACCCCGAUCUUGGAUCACCACUGCUUGGUCCCAGUUCAUCUGCUCACUUACCUCUAUCUCCACCCAGUAUAACAGAAACAGAAGACCAAAACUUCAUAACUGCAGGAGAAGUCAGACCGGUUGCAACAACUCCAGUAUCACAAAGACUGCCUUUGACUACUCAAGGAUCACUUACUGAACCAAACAAUGAUGUAGUAAUAGAUAUGAAUUUAUCGAGCUCAGAUUUACAUGUAGAACAGCAGCCUCAAAGUCCAGGAGGAUCGUCACUUAAUGGAUCUAAUAAUGAUAACAAUGAAAACCAAAGCGAAGAAGAUGCUCUUCAGCACAACCCAGAAAUCGCUCAAAUGCUGAGUGUAGCUCUUAAAUACAUUCCAUUCUUAUUGAUACUUUUAUCAAAAGCUGUAUUCGACCAUAUUCCAGCUAUUCUAUUCUUUUUGGUACUUUUUUUUUCAUUUCGUUACUUCAACAAUAUGGUAAAGCUUGAGGUGGCCAAAAAAUCACAGCGCAGUGUUAGCUUUUUGCUGUUUGCUAUUUGUCAUAUGGCCAUGUCUAUAUUUCUAUUCUACUUCUUCUAUACCGACAUGGUCUUACACUUUGGGUUAAUAUUUAUUCCUCCUUCUGCACAGUCCUUGACAAUUAUCAAUCUAUUAUGGUCAAUAGCAGCGGAUGAUUACAUUUUAAAAUUAAUAACAAUCAUUUUUAAAAUAAUAGUUGCCAUGAUGCCAAUAAAGGUUUUACCAACAAUUAAACGAGGAAAAGUUUACCUGUUCAUUGAAGCUACAUCUCAAUUAUAUCGGUGUUAUGUGCCGAUCCAACCUUGGUUGUAUUACAUGUUAGAAUCUUAUCAAGGUCCGAAAAAGGUGAUUGGAGUAUUUUUAUCUGCCGCUUACAUGGUAUCAAAAGGUACCAAUUUAAUGGGUUGUAUGAAACUCUGGUGGACAGCCUUAUACAAAUUGCUUCAGAAUGUUGUAUUGGGUUCAGCACCGAGUAAAGAGCAGUUGACUAUAGCUGGCAACAAUUGUCCAAUAUGCCAUGACGAGUAUGGUACACCUGUUUUGUUGCAAUGCCAACACAUAUUCUGCGAAGCUUGCGUGGCCCAAUGGUUUGAUCGUGAACAAACAUGUCCACUAUGUCGGGCAAAACUUGUUGAUAACCCUGUGUGGCAAGAUGGUUCUACGACUAAUUUUAUACAACUCUUUUAACAUUUAAAUAUUUUACGUUGCCAAAAUAAAUAUUAUUUUUAAAAUAUGUAUAAGAAAAUUAAAUUUGUAUUUCUUAUUAAUCAGUUAUCGUGUUAUUUUCUUUCGUGUGAUGAACUUAAAUUAUUUUCUAUAGUAAAUAUCAGAAAAAUAUAAUGUUGUUUAUUAAGAGGAUGUCAGCACAAUAUUAGUUUUCUCUCUGUCACAUAUACAAUAUUGAUUAAAUUAAUUCACAUAAUAAUUUUUUGUCUAUGUUCUUACUGUUUCAAAAACCAUUAUUGUUUGUGUUUUUCAAACUAGAAAAACUUUUUUCAA